This is a messenger RNA of Eruca vesicaria subsp. sativa (arugula), 954 nucleotides long. The record is from the annotation of a GenBank genome assembly. Lineage: Eukaryota; Viridiplantae; Streptophyta; Magnoliopsida; Brassicales; Brassicaceae.
AUGGAUGCCUACAGCCGCCAGUUGAACGACCAAGUGUUUGUCAAUUUCCGAGGAGAUGAGCUGCGGUCCGGUUUCAUCAGCCAUCUCGUGGAAGCUCUCCAGAGACAUGGGAUCAAUGUUUUCAUUGACAAACACGAGAGAAUCGGCGUAGAUCUCACCAAUCUCUUCGCGAGGAUCGAGGAGUCGAAGAUAGCAUUAGUCAUAUUCUCCAGGAGGUACACGGAGUCCAGAUGGUGUUUAGACGAGCUCGUUAAAAUCAAGGAACGUACUGAUCAAGGACUGCUCAAGGUCAUUCCUAUCUUUUUCAAAGUGGAACCAAUCACCGUGAAAAAGCUUAGGGGAGCAUUCGGUGAUCAGUUCAGGGAUCGAGAGUGGGAAUAUCGGUGUGAUAAACCAAGAACAGAUAGAUGGAAAGAAGCUUUAGCAUCUGUGUCCCGUAAGAUUGGUCUGACCUUUGACAAGAAAAGUAAAGAAAGCAAAUUCGUCAGGAUAAUUGUCAAGGAGGUCAAGAAAAUGCUACAGGGGAAUCUUGGGGACUUUCCAUUAUCAGGAGGAAUUAGAGAUACUGCUUCUCUAGGAGGUGAGAGAUCCAACCAAGAAUCGGUUGACCUACACAGAGAGAGCAUUAGUCUAGUGCAAUCAAACUCUACCAUUGCAAACAAACUUGAUGUGGUUACCCAGUAUUACAUUGACGUCGAAAGUCAGAACAGCAUUCUAAGGGUUGAGUUCGUUGAGCUUACCGAGAGGCUGCGUUCAUUAAACUCAAUCAUCGAAGUGGUGGAAGACGUCGUUGGAAAUCUUAAUCCUGAAUUUCCAGAGAUUCCUGAUUUUCUGAUGAACCCUUGGCAAAUGUCCAACUCUUCACAACCAAUCAUGGCCUCCGCUGAGAUGAUGUUUCAUUACUGAUAUUUACUAGUAUCUGGUUUGUUGGGUCUUCCUUAAUCAAUCACAUUC